AUGCCUUACACGCCGCCCUCUCACCGAUCUCCCGCCUCCUCAGCGACUGCUUCACCAGAUGUGAGCCGGCGCUCAUCAAUCACCUCAGGCCAGAAGCCCUCGCUACCUCGCUCAGCCUCGUACCUCAGCAAGAACCGUCGAACACCGUCCGCACCCCCGUCCGUAGAGGCUCACUCUACACCAUCCCCUCCUUAUGGCUCUUCCGAUGAAGUCAAGAACGCCGGUACACCUCCUGUGAGCGCCAGCCUGCGCAAGUCACCCCCGCCGGUGACUGACGACAGGGGAAUUCCCAAUGCUGCCAUCAUCUCUCCGCCUGAUUCGGCGUCGUCGGAUAGCGAGGAUGAGAGCCGUCCGGAAAUUCGAGGGAGGAAGCUGGGGAAGCUCAGGGAUGCCGUCAGCCAGAUCCCCCAACCCCGGACACCAUCACCCCCGAGCAAGGAAUCAAGGCUAAGCCCUGGCGAUGUUACUCCUCGGAGCAUCAUGCACACUAGUUUCAGCGCCAUGUCUCUGAGUGAUCUUCCCAAGUCGGGACGCCGAGGCCAUGUCCGGUCUGCAACUGAUCCCAAUGUGUCGGCUAUCAUGACAUCUGCCGAGAACUCCCAGACUGUCUCGGAGGACUCGGAAGACGACCUGAGGCCUAAGCCGCCGAUGGUGCGCAAGAAGUCUGGCGAGCUGGUCCGACCGGCUCUGCGGGGUAACAAGCGGCCCUCAAGCAUGCCUGGCACUCCCGUAUUCGCCAAGGCCGUUCACUUCGACUCUCACUUGGAACAUAUCCGCCACUUCCUUCAGGUUGACCGGCCACUGGCCGUCAGUGCGGGUUCGUCACCAGUCGAGAACUACGACAGUGAUGCGGAGUACCCCUUCCCGGGAGGCGAGAAGAGGACCGUUGCGCGAUCACCGCCAUUUGACUGGCAGCUCAUCACCAACAACUUCCCCCACGACUCUCCUCUGCGUCGAGAGCAACCUAAGUCGGUUGUAUGCCGCUUCACCAUGGACUAUUGGAAAACAACUUCAGAGGUCGUUGCCGAGUUUAGCCACGAGAUCCGGCCCAAGGUCACCCGCGAUGGCCAAGACCGCUUCAGCUUCUCCAUCAAGUUGUCGGACACUGCCAACCUGGAGAUGAAGACUCUGUAUUUCUGCAUCCGCUACAACGUCAACGGCCAGGAGUAUUGGGACAGCAACAACUCUGCCAACUUCCAGGUUGAUUUCCGGAAGCAGUUCAAGCCGCAGAACGGUAAGAACGGCUUCCAAGGUGCUGUGUCUCGGUCGACCAACAGCCUACCGCGGAGCAACCGCAAGCAGACUCCUUCUGCUCCCGGUCGGCCCGCGCAACAUCAUUCGUUUGAGAAUUUUAAUGAUAAAACACCAAAGUUUAAGUUUCCUGCUGAUGACCAAAUCCACGACUACUUGGGCGAAUCCAACACUCCUGGCCUCCGCCUCAAGACCAAGUCGACCAGCAACUUGGCUAGUGAUAACAUUACCAAGGGCCUGGGCCUAACCGCUCCCAGUGGACUGGCCUUCGCCAACCGUUAUGAUUUUGGCGCCUCAUUGAGCGCUGCCGUCCAGGCGGCCAAGGACUCUGCGGCCAAGGACAAGGACGCUCUCUAUAUGAAGAGAAACGUCCGCGACAGCCCUACGCCAAUGACCUUUGGCCCUCCUCUGAGCGCACCGCAUGCUCCUCAGCCCAGCCAGGCCGCCGCUUCACCUGCUGCCGCCGCUGCUGCUGCCGCUGCCACUGCUGCGACUCCCUCCUCGCCUAAUGUAGGCCUUGGCCUCGGCCUCGCCAGCUCUUCCUACGAAGAGCUCGUCAGUAAAUACUGCUUUUUUGGUUCGAAGCAAUCGACUACGACGGCGGCGACUAAUGGAACGACCAAGAGCGAAGAGAGCGAAGGCGUUAGCCCAACUACGGUGUCGGAGGCGACGAUGGCUCACCCUCUUCACCACACCGGCCCUGCAGCUCACCAUAGCCUCCACCACCCCAUUGAUAUGAAGCUCACCCGGCCCCUGACCGCCGAUUACCUCGCGGCAUCGCACUCAUCUCCUCUCGACUCUAUAUCCUCGGUCCUCAUCAGCAGGGACCAGUCGUCGACUCCCAAGUCGAUGACUCACAUGAGGUCACCAUCACCGUCCUUUUCCACAUCCCCAACUGAUGCUCCAUUCUUCGCGCAGCAGAUGAUUCAGCAGCGAUUCCGCUGGAGUGCAGAGCCUCAUACUGCUACCGCCAUCCGAGGCUAG
Trichoderma virens Gv29-8 is the source of this 2235-nucleotide messenger RNA. Its product is annotated as carbohydrate-binding module family 21 protein. Gene Ontology annotation, biological process: regulation of glycogen biosynthetic process. NCBI's taxonomy places the organism in Eukaryota, Fungi, Ascomycota, Sordariomycetes, Hypocreales, Hypocreaceae. The coding region runs from base 1 to 2235 and encodes 744 amino acids. Gene Ontology annotation, molecular function: protein phosphatase 1 binding; glycogen binding. The record is from RefSeq and is a predicted model, not a curated record. Gene Ontology annotation, cellular component: protein phosphatase type 1 complex. The transcript has 3 exons.